AUGGAUCAAUCUCAGCAGUGUGUGGCCAUGUAUCUGCUGGUGCUGUCUCUCGGACUUCUCAUGCAGAGAGGGAUUUGUCAGCACUACUACCUUCUCCGCCCCAUCCCGAGUGACAGUCUGCCGCUAGUGGAAUUAAAAGAGGACCCGGAUCCUGUCUUUGACCCCAAGGAGCGGGACCUUAACGAGACCGAGCUAAAGAGCGUCUUGGGAGACUUUGACAGCCGCUUUUUGUCCGUUUUACCGCCCAUGGAGGACAAAUAUACCGGGAACGAUGAACUUGAUGACUUUGAGAUUCAAAAGCCAGGUGGAGUACUGCCGAAGGAGAUCCGAGCGGUGGACUUCGACGUCCAGUUCGGCAAGAAGCACAAGCCCAGUAAGAAACUGAAGCGGCGGCUGCAGCAGUGGCUGUGGGCCUACUCGUUCUGUCCGGUCGUGUACACCUGGACCGACCUUGGGAACAGGUUCUGGCCGCGGUUUGUACGAGUGGGCAGCUGCCUGAGCAAGAGGUCUUGUUCUGUUCCGGAGGGGAUGGUGUGCAAACCUGCGAACUCUACCCACCUGACGAUACUGCGAUGGAGAUGCGUGCAGAGGAAAGGGGGGCUGAAAUGCGCCUGGAUACCGGUGCAGUACCCCAUCAUCACAGACUGCAAAUGCUCCUGUUCAAGUUAAACAAAAGAGACUCUAAACAUAAAUUAUAAGCUCAGUAUUUUUAUGAUUCUUUUUUCACAUGCACUACCGAGUGUAGGAAUGUAUUUUCUGUAUAUGCGGUGCCAUGCAGUUAUAUAUAACUCCCUGUACAAAGUCAGUAUUAUUUGUAACCAGAGUCUACUUUAUUUGUGGAGAAUAUUGGUUAUAUAUUUUGUAUUUAUGGAGAUAUGG
Stegastes partitus (bicolor damselfish) is the source of this 879-nucleotide messenger RNA. It is a transcript of the gene nog1, whose product is annotated as noggin 1. NCBI's taxonomy places the organism in Eukaryota, Metazoa, Chordata, Actinopteri, Pomacentridae. The coding region runs from base 1 to 669 and encodes 222 amino acids. The record is from RefSeq and is a predicted model, not a curated record. The transcript has a single exon. Gene Ontology annotation, biological process: negative regulation of cell differentiation; negative regulation of BMP signaling pathway; osteoblast differentiation.